This is a messenger RNA of Tuber aestivum (summer truffle), 4060 nucleotides long. Lineage: Eukaryota; Fungi; Ascomycota; Pezizomycetes; Pezizales; Tuberaceae. The record is from the annotation of a GenBank genome assembly.
GACCAAUCCUUCUGUUAUACAAAGUCUUCUUUCUUUAUCCCUUGAACCACAUAUUUUGAUAUGUAGUUUUGGUCGUGUGUGAGCUUCGAUCGUUCUCCGAUCGGUCGGAAGCCCUCUGCCCCCCCCACCCCCCCCAAAGAACAUCAGCUACGGCACCCGGGCUGGUUGCAACCAACAACAUUCGUCGCCCCUCCUAUUCUUCAGCCAACCUCCUCCGCUAUCCCCAUCCUUCGUAUUUGUGCUUCGCCUACCGUAGUCUUCCCGUUCUUUUUUUUUUUCUUCUCUCUUUCUCUCAGCUUUGCUACUUUCACAAACAAAUCAAGAUGACAUCUCCAUUCUUAGGCGUAUAUACCGCCGUGUACGCGUAUACUCCCCGAGACGAUCAGGAGUUGACCUUGGAGGAGGGUGACCUGCUAUAUAUUCUUGAGAAGUCAUCUGAGGACGAUUGGUGGAAGGCCAAGAAAAAGAGUACGGGAGAGGAGGAGGAGCCUAUAGGUCUCGUGCCUGUCACUUACAUUGAGGAGGUAAGAACCGUUUACUGCCGCAUUCUGUUGUGGAGUUUCCGUGCUUGGCUAGAUGGGUUGUUGCUGGGCAAAGUGCCGGAGUAGCACUGUUUUGUGGAGAAAGUAUAGCUAAGACUGUCUUGAUUGCUUCUUAGGCGAAACCUGUUAGUAAAUCCAAAGCACUCUACAGCUAUACCCGGCAAACCGAUGAAGAGGUGUCCUUCACUGAAGAUGCUACCCUUGAUGUUUAUGAUGAUGUAUCGGAUCCGGACUGGGCUCUUGUAGGAUACAACGGCGAAUUCGGAUUUGCACCGACCAAUUACAUUGAAAAAAUUGGAGCUGGUGAGGGUAAUCCACCCGCUUCUCCUACUGCUGCUUCGCCGCCUUCACCCGUUCAGACACCAGCUGCUACGAGCAAGCAUGUUUCCUUCUCAUCACCGCCAAGGGAAGACACACCGCCUCCACCGACUCCUCCGAGGCCGCAAUCUCAAGAGUACUCAUCGACUCAAUCACCGGCCCCUGUAGUGGAUCAGAGAACUCCUCAGCGUCCAGUUUCUUCACCAAGGUCUCCUACUUCAGGAAUGGCUUCACCCACCGGCUCAGCAUCCCAAUCAUAUAGGGACCGAGACCAGGAGCGGAGUCACGAGCGAAGCCAUCACCGGCACAAUCGGGAGCACGAUCGAGGUCGUGAACAAAGGUCAAAGCAAGAGAGGAAGUAUGUACACGAAUUGUCGGAUUCUGAAGACGAGGAUGGGCCACGAAUUCCCUUCCGGCGGCCAGGCCAACCCCGCCAUGGUGUCGAAGGCGGACAUAACCAUGGGCGUGAUUCGCCCCCAAUCCCUCCUGGUUUCCAAACCUAUCCGGUACAAGAGGUUGACUCCAGGAAGAAACGUGCUGCAACCCUUGGCCUAGGUCAUACACGGAUCAUUCUCCUCCCUGACAAGAGCUCCCGUCCUAAGGAGGAAUGGAGUGUCGAAGAUCUUAAGGGCUACAACGUGGAGGGAAAGCAUGUAUUCCUUGAAUUAGAAAAGCCAAACCGUUCCCUAGAUCUCCAUGCAGGAUCCAAAGACGCGGCCGAACAGAUCAUAUCCGCCCUGUCUGAGAUCCGAGGCGCCGUGAAAGCUGCGGUAAUAAGUGAGGUUUUUGCUGCUGCUUCAGGAGGCGGUAAACGGAGUGAUAUAGGAACUGUGCUUUGUGAUUUUGCCGCUCAAGGGGAAGACGAAGUUUCGGUGACCACUGGUGACGAGGUUUUGAUCCUGGACGAGUCGAACGAUGAAUGGUGGUUGGUUCGGAGACAAGUUAAUGGGAUGGAAGGCGUUGUGCCGGCCAGUUUCAUCGAGAGGGGCCGGAGUAAGGUUGUUACCUCGGGCAUCAUGGCUUCGCCAAGUGACCCGAAGGAGCGAAUUAGGAUGCAGGAAUACGGCGGGGGUCGUGGAGCUAGUGGAAUACCUCAGAGGACAAGUAGCUUGGCCGGAAAUCAUUCAAGGGAUGAUAGAAGAAGGAGGCCCGAUAGCAUUGCAUCAGAUCAAGCCGGUUCCGGGAAACAGAGUAUGCCCCAGCCUAAUCGUUCUCGUUACAGAGAGGCGGGCCCAUGGGCAGCAAUCUUGCUGACAGCUACAAUCACAGAACCAGAUAGUUCGCAAGUCCGACAAUGGACUGAUCGUACCGGGAACUUUAAGGUCGAGGCUCAAUUUAUUGGAUGCAAGGAUGGGAAGAUCAAUCUUCACAAGCUGAACGGAGUGAAGAUUGCGGUUCCAGUGGCCAAGAUGUCUCUGGAGGAUCUAGAGUAUGUAGAGAAACGAACCGGCAUCUCACUCGACGAAGACAAGCCUUUGGUGGGGCUCAGGAACCGUCAGAAAGCACCGCCACAGCCCCAAGCUGGCAUCAGCAUUGCACCAUCUAGUGGAAGGGCUAGCUCGCCCGCCGCUAGAUCACCCCAAUUCCAAACCGGGGCUCCCGCAAGGCCGGCAGACGGCUACGAUUGGUUUGAUUUCUUCCUCACUUGCGGUGUUGAGGUGAAUAAUUGUCAACGGUAUGCAAAUUCGUUUCAACGAGAUAAUAUGGAUGAGUCGGUAUUGGAAAUCAUUACCCCAGAGGUAAUGAGAACGUUAGGCCUCAAGGAGGGCGACAUCUUGCGAGUAAUGAAGAAGCUUGAUGAGAGGUUUGGAAGGUCUACCAAGAAGAAUGGAGUUCGCUGGGAGGAUGAGGGAAGCAGCGGGAACCAAGAUGGUUCUUUGUUUUCCGGGCCGGGUGGUGCAUUGAAGAAUAACACACGGAAGGGGCGCCCACCUCCAGCCAUCCAAACACCGGACUCUGUGGAUCCCAAAGCCUUCGAACAGCAAAGUGAAAUAAAGUCACCAGAGGCCCCUGCCCCUGUUUCGAAGUCGCCUCCUGCCCAAGAAGCUCCGAAAGCUGAAGGGUUUGAGGAUAGUGCAUGGGACGUCAAGCCAACAUCGAAGCCUCAAUCGCCUCCACCCCAGCAGCCUCCUCGUGUUACCUCGCCUGCUGCACCUGCUACAGUCUCCGCCCCGGACCAACAGCAACAGCCAGCAGCGGUACCUCCACAACAACCAGCUGUCACUGGCGCGCUCGGAGAUUUACUGUCAUUAUCCACUCCCCCUCUCCAGCCCACGAUCCAGAGCCCUCCGCCCCCCCAAAUCCCUGUUCAGUCUGCACCCCCGCCUACCGCACAACAACUGCCUUUGCCACAAGCCCCUCCACAGCAGCAGCAGGCCUUUGUUCCCCAACAGACUGGAAUAGGCUUCCAGAAUGCUAAUAUCCCAAGUCCUCCACCAAUGCCUGGACAAUUCGGAAUGCAGCAGCCAAAUGCAAUGAAUACAUUCAACACAAUGAAUCAAUCAACAAACCAGCUCCAUCAAGGUAGACAGAGGCCACUUGCACCUGCUAUCACAGGUGUCACCGGGGGCAAUCUUUCUAUCCCGCCGCCUCCUGCAAGGCCGGUCUCUGCCCCACAAAACUUUACAACGUCAAACAGUGCACCAAUCCCACUUACCCCCUCGUUCACCGGUACCCAGCAACCCAUGGGCUACGGCUCGAGCCAGACCCAGCAGUUCCCAUUCCAGUCGUAUGUUGGAGGAGUGCCAAGUUCUCUGUCAAUGCAACCAACCGGCCACACGUUCUCUACUCUGAGCACCGGUUUCUCAGUGCCAACGAUGAGUAUGAACGGGCGGCCCCUUAAUACCGGAAUUCAACAGCCUAUGCCACAGCAUCCACCUACGCCAGCGUUUCAAGCCCCAAUAAUUUCGCAGCCAACUGGUGCAUUACUGGCCCAGCCGUAUGGUAUUCCGCAGCAGCAGCAGCAGCAGCAGCAGACUGGCUUCCAAUCUUCAAUAAAUACUCAGCCGACCGGAAGAGGAUUUGGUGUCAACUCGGUCUUGCCGCCCGCAUUAAUUCCUCAACCCACUGGCCUGAAACCCGCGACUGCCCUGAUGCCACAAAAGACGGGUCCCCCACCGACUGUGAAGUUUGGGGUAGACGCGAAGAAGUUGACACCACAACCAACCGGAAGGGCAAAUUUGAGUAAAGCUAGUACGUAA